AUGUAUGUCCAUGUCUGUCAGUCUCUGUCAUUGUCGUCGUUGUCAUCUUCAACAAUUAAAAUUGGUGGAACCGUUGGAGCAGCAGCAGCAGCAGUAUUAGCAUCAGCAUCAGUAUCAACAAUAACAACAACAACAACAAUAACAACAACAACAACAACAACAACAACAACAGCAGCAACAACAACAACAACAACAACGGCAACAGCAACAAUAGCAUCGACAGUAACCAGAAAUGAUAAAUCAAGUACUAUUGAUGAUAAUGAUGAAAAAGGAUGUGAAUUGGAUGGAGGAAAUUUCGAAAUAUCAUCUGUUAGCAGUGCUAAUUUAUCGAAUUCGAUAAUGCCAAUAACUGUUUCAUCAUUAGCUACAACUACAGCAGUAACUACAGCAGUAGUAGCAACAACAACAACAACAACAACAACAACAACAGCAUCGACGUCAACGAUAGCAAUAGCAUUAACGGCAAAUAAUAAUAAUAAUAAUAAUAAUAAAAGUUGA
Messenger RNA from Acanthocheilonema viteae, 498 nucleotides. Lineage: Eukaryota; Metazoa; Nematoda; Chromadorea; Rhabditida; Onchocercidae. The record is from the annotation of a GenBank genome assembly.